This is a messenger RNA of Amphiprion ocellaris (clown anemonefish), 2065 nucleotides long. RefSeq names its product spexin hormone (gene spx). Gene Ontology annotation, molecular function: neuropeptide hormone activity. Lineage: Eukaryota; Metazoa; Chordata; Actinopteri; Pomacentridae. The record is from RefSeq and is a predicted model, not a curated record. The transcript is spliced from 6 exons. The coding region runs from base 1555 to 1917 and encodes 120 amino acids.
GAGCUGUUGAGGGGGUCAUGGGAGUUUGACCUGCAAGUCUACAUGUGUUUUUGUGGAUCUGGAGAAGGCCUACGCCCCCCAAGGGGCUCUGUGGGAGGCACUGCGGGAGUAUGGGGCACCGGUACUGGAGCGGUUUGCGGCUGAGUGUGAAGCGGCGGGGAUGCGGAUCAGUACCUCCAAGUCCGAAGCCAUGGUUCUCUGCCGGAAACUGGUGGAUCGCUCCCUCUCGGUUGGGGGGGAGUUGCUUCCCCAAGUGAAGGAGUUCAAGUAUCUCGGGAUCUUGUUCACGAGUGUUGGGAAAAUGGAGUGUGAGAUGGACAGGCAGAUUGGUGCAGCGUCAGCAGUAAUGUGGGCGUUGUAUCGAAUUGUCGUGGUGAAGAGGGAGCUGAGCCGUAAGGCGAAGCUCUCAAUUUACCAGUCCAUCUACGCCCCAACCCUCACCUAUGGUCAUGAGCUCUGGGUAGUGACCGAAAGAACGAGAUCUCGGAUACAAGCGGCUGAAAUGAGCUUCCUCCGUAGGGUGGCUGGGCUCAACCUUAGUGAUAGGGUGAGAAGCUCAGACAUCUGGAGGGAGCUCGGAGUAGAGUUGCUGGUCCUUCGCAUCGAAAGGAGCCAGUUGAGGUGGUUUGGCCAUCUGAUUCGGAUGCCUCCAGGGAGACUUCCUCUGGAGGUUUUCCGAACACGUCCGCCUGGGAGGAGACCCCAGGGCAGACCCAGAACACGCUGGAGGGAUUACAUAUCUCGUCUGGCCUGGGAACGCCUCGGCAUCCCCCAGGAAGAGCUGGAAAGCAUCAGGAUAGUAAAAUUAAAAAUAAAAAAAAACCAAUGUCUACACUGGAUUUCUGAUUCAUUUAAUGCUAUCUUCAGUGGAAAAAAUGCUUUUCUUUCAAAAAUAUGGACAUUUCUAAGUGACCCUAAACUUUUGAACGAUAGUGAAUGUGUACUUCAUAGCCAGCUGUAACACUGUUCCAAACAGCUUGUAUAGGGGGACAUGCAGGAAGACAGGGGUCAGGUAAUGUCCUCACACUUAGUGGUUCCUAGUGAUAGAAAUGCAGUGCCCUCACUCUGAUUCACUCCUGCAGCCUCUGGAUCACUUCUUCCAUUGCAGGCUGUGUUGCCUUGAUUCAUAAAAUCCAGCUCUCAUUCCUCCAUAUCCUGCUCCAGUGAGCAAGGUGCAAACAUAUCAAUAUUACCACGGAGGGAAAUAUUGGGCUCUUAUCCACGGUGGCACCAGCCAGCACCAGCUCGCAUUUUAUAUUAACUGCCUGCAGCUCCAACAUGACUAAUGCUGAAAAACUACAGGCUGGAUGUGAAAGUGCUGAUGGCAGCUGAUUUAAUUCAGAAAUAUUUACAGUAUAGUACAGCUCUCAGUGGAAGCAGCAGGAUCGAUCGGUGCCUCCAAUCAUUCUCUCACUAACCACCCCCUUUCAUCAGACUGAUGUGACCUAUUGGAGCCCACAGGAGGAUAUAAAUGUGGGAGAGAACCACCCCCAGACAUCACCCUGAACCUGGAGCAGUCUCUGCAGGACGCCAGGCUCUCAGCACUCUGACACCAUGAAGACUCUGAGGACCAUCACACUAACUUAUGUUCUCACCCUGCUACUGUUGGCAACGUUCAUCUCACAGUCAUGGAGCGCACCAAAGGGCUCCUAUCAGCGGAGAAACUGGACCCCGCAGGCCAUGCUGUACCUGAAGGGCACACAGGGACGCAGGUUCAUCUCAGAGGACCGAAAGGAGGGAGAUGUCUAUGACACACUGCAUUUAGAGACCCGCAGUCAGAACACAGAGAAGCUGAGUGUGGAUCAGGCUGCUACCGUCCUGCUGAACUUCCUGCAGCAGGCCAGAGAGGGAGCCGAUGAGAAUCCAGACGAGGUGUAUUUCCAGGAGCUGCCAGUGUGGAAGAGAGAAUACUUCUGAUAGUGUUUGUAAAGCCGUCACACAGCAUCGUCUUUGAUUUAAAGUGUUCUGUUCUGCGCGAAGGAGGGGAACAGCUGUUUUAUAAAUAUUACUUCUCUGACAAAGUUUGAAAUGUGCCGUUUUAAUAAAAAGAUUUGAAUUCAUAGCA